AAAGACCGAAGAGAGAGAGAGAGAGGGUUGCCAUUAGCAGGGAGGGAAGAACAAGGAAAAGAGCAAGAGUAGUGACACACUGUUGAGGCUAUAAUGAUAACUGUGAUGGCUAACAAACGGAGACAAGAAGGAGAGAUAGAAAGAGGGUCAUGGUCUGAUCUCCCUAUAGAUUUGUCAAAUGAAAUCAUAGGGCGACUUUACCUCUUCGACCAAAUUCGUUUUCGCGGCGUCUGUAAGAGGUGGCGACUCGCAGAUUGUGUUCAACCUGCACAUAAAUUACCUUGGCUGAUGACUCAUAGUUGGGGGUGGGACAGCAUUGGCAAUAUCUUGAGUGAAUGUAAAUUCCAUUGUCCUCCCCCGGACCGAACUUUCACCAAAGAGCAUAAAAUGGAGGUAGAGAACUGGGAUGAUUUAUUUGGUGCUUCAGUUUGUGCAUCAAAAUGUGGUUGGUUGCUUUUACAGAGAUCCGAAAAAGUGUUUUGUUAUAAUCCAUAUACGGAGGAGAUUCUCAAACUUCCUGAUAUGGAUAUCAGCUUCAAUAGAUCUACAUUCUCCUCAAUUCCAACUUUGCCAGAUUGUGUUUUCUUUGCCUUGUAUAGUUCAAAGGGUAGCAACAGAAUCCGUAUUAGCAUUUGCCAUCAUGGUGAUCUACAAUGGACAACACAUACUUAUGAUGGGCUUUCGCUGGCAAUAGAGGAUGUAGUUUACAGCAAUGGAACUUUUUAUUGUGUUUUUAGUGGUGGAGUGUUGGGGGCAUACUCUGUUGCUUCUCAAGAGUGGAAAUUACUUACAGAUAUGGGGCCAAUCACAGGUGUAACAUUUCGAUCCAGGAUCCAAAUGGUUGAAUCUGAUGGGGACCUUUUGUUGGUAUGUCCUUCUGAGAGCUUUCAUAUUUUCAGGUAUGAUUGGUCACUGAUGGCUUGGGUCAAGGAAAAUAGCUUAGGGAACAAAGCAUUACUUCUCGGUUGUACUUCGUAUUCAGUUUCGGCAGUGAAAGAAACAUCAGCUUUAGCGGACAGGAUCUAUUAUCAUGGUGACAUGAACACUUGCUUCUACUCCCUCAAGACCCAUAGCCGUCACAAAUGUUCUGAAUUCUAUCCUUGGGUAACUCGGCGUGGGCCUGAAAAAAUCUGGAUUGAACCCCCUCAGGUUUAGAUCUUUUUCACUGUGGUGGUUAUGUCUUGUUGGUUUAGUAGUAUUACUUAAAUGUGAAUUUAUAGAGAAGAUAUGACUAUUCAACCAUUGUGUACCUGAAUGGGUUACUUCUUGUUUUGUACUAAUAAGAUUGUUCUGUAAAUGUUAUUUUCUUAUCUAUCUAUCUACUGAUUUGGC
Molecule: messenger RNA, 1332 nt
Organism: Ilex paraguariensis (yerba mate)
Lineage: Eukaryota; Viridiplantae; Streptophyta; Magnoliopsida; Aquifoliales; Aquifoliaceae
Source: the annotation of a GenBank genome assembly